AUGGGAGGAACUCACCCCAAAUCCAAGUUUCCAGAUGUCAUCAAAGAACCAACCCUGCAAACAGCCCUUUCAAAGGAUAACGGGAACAAGGGAAGGAUGUCUGCUCAGGCCACUCUGAAAGUUCUCAUCUGCACAAUAAGCAGUGUGCCCGGCAGCCCUCACCUGGCACUCGCCAGCACCAUAGCCUCCUUCUCGGAGCUCGCCUGCAUCUACUCGGCCCUCAUCCUGCAGGACACAGAGUGUAAUAUCAAUGCCCUCAUUAAAGCAGCCGGUGUAAAUGUUGAACCUUUCUUUUCAGGCUUGUUUGGAAAGGCUUUGGCCAAUGUCAACAUCGGGAGCCUCAUCUGCAAUGUGGGGGCUGGAGGACUUGCCCCAGAAGCUGGUGCUGAUCCCGCAGGAGGUCCUGUCCCCUCCACCACUGCUGCCUCAGCUAAGAAGAAAGUAAAAGCAAGGAAAGAAGAAUCUAGAGAGUCUAAUGAUGACAUGGGCUUUGGUCUUUUUGACUAA
Molecule: messenger RNA, 507 nt
Organism: Odocoileus virginianus texanus
Lineage: Eukaryota; Metazoa; Chordata; Mammalia; Artiodactyla; Cervidae
Product: large ribosomal subunit protein P1-like
Biological process (GO): translational elongation; cytoplasmic translation
Cellular component (GO): cytosolic large ribosomal subunit; ribosome
Molecular function (GO): ribonucleoprotein complex binding; protein kinase activator activity; structural constituent of ribosome
Source: RefSeq, a predicted model, not a curated record